Chelonus insularis is the source of this 2895-nucleotide messenger RNA. It is a transcript of the gene Plekhm1, whose product is annotated as Pleckstrin homology and RUN domain containing M1. The transcript is spliced from 3 exons. NCBI's taxonomy places the organism in Eukaryota, Metazoa, Arthropoda, Insecta, Hymenoptera, Braconidae. Bases 646 to 2703 code for a protein of 685 amino acids. The record is from RefSeq and is a predicted model, not a curated record.
UCUACAAGUUCUCCUUUAUACAUAUAUAUAUAUUUGAACGGGUUUCUUUUGAAUGUUACAUCAAUCUUCAACUUUAUUUUUCAUCAUACAUAUUUUUAAUUUAAAAAAAUUUAAUAACUCAUUUAAAUGUAUCUCUAUUCAUGUACAUAGAUAGGUUAUUCACCUCAAAUAUUCAAGUAUUCAAAUAUCAACCAUUUAUUUUGGGCUCAUUCAAUUUUUUAAACUACUCAGAAAUCAAAUUUUAACUAAAAAUCGUAAUUCAAUUGAAAUAAAACUAAAAUAACAAUAUCUAUUGUGACGAAGUGCGCACGAUAUACAUAUAUAUCUAUUAUGAUGACGUAUUUAAAUAUUGGAGUAUUGUAAAAUCUAACCUCAACAAUGACAAGUUAGAACUUUUUUUAUAUUAUUAUAUAUUAUUAUAUAGGUUAUAUAUAAAAAUCAUCUUUAAUUAAGGUAUUUGAACGUGCAGUUAUUUAUAUAUUAUUUAGAUAAUUAUUUUUAAAUCAUUUCACCAAUUGAAGAUAUAUUAUUCAUUUAAUACAAAACUAAUUCAACAAAGAAAUUUGACGAUGAUCGUAUUUAACGAUCAUCAGAGUAAAAUCGAUGUGAUAUAUGACAAAUUGUUAUUGUUAUUAAAAAAUAAAAAUGUAUUCUCUGCUAAAGUCAGUGACAAACAAGAAAAACUUGGUGAAGGAAUCGUUAAGGAAACAAUUGAAUACAGCCGUUAUGGAAAUGCAGGGUGUCGAAGGUAUAUCUGAAGGGACUCCAGUGAGUAAUUGCGAAGAAACAAUGGCUUUGUGUUCUGUCUUGGAAGCUAUUUUUUUACAUGGACUCAAAGACAGUUUAUUGAAUAGAGUAACAGAAGUUCUAAGUGGUCCAGAUUUCGAUGCUAUGCCACAACCAAGUUUUUGGGGUCCACUUUUAGUAUUUUCUCAUCGAGAAAUAAUUGAUCAAAUUCAAAAUUUUCAACAAAUAGCAACUGAAGUUGGAUAUUGUCGUGCAUGGAUACGGUUAGCUCUUAAUGAAGGCCUCCUUUCAAGUUAUCUCGCAUCUAUUCAAAGGGAUAAUUCAGCAUUGAAGCCUUACUAUGAACGCUCAGCAUUUAUUCGAGAUUCAGAUCAUGUAGAAGUUGCGAGGAGAUUAAUUGAGAGUUUAGAUAAUAUUUCAUUUGAACUGGCUUGUAAUACUAGUUUGUUGAAUUUUUGGUCUAGUACACCACUUCUUAUGGCUGCUAUUUGGCUCCCUCCUAUGAAAUCAUGUCCUGUAUUUAGUGCCGUUGACAUUGCUAAAACUAUUAGUAGUGAUAUGAUGAAUUCAAGUGGUUUUGAAGAUGUUGAAACUGCUAGUUCUAUUGGUAGUAUAGGUUCAUUUUCUUCGCAAUCAAUUUUAAAUAUUUCAACCAUUACUGAAGAUGAAGCUCUAAAAAUUAUUUUGGCUAAUGGUACGAAAACACCAGAUUUAAAUACUGAAAAUUCUACUUAUCAAACAGUUGUACAAAAUAAUAUAUCACAAACAACAACAUCUUUUGAUGAAUUAAAACUAUCACAAGUGAAAGAAAAUGAAAUGAAAAACUCACAAGGUGAAUUACUGGAUAAAAAUGUAUUGGAGAUUGUAAAAGAUGAAAAUUUAGAAGAAAUAGUUAAUGAAGAAGAAAAAGAAACUACUAAAGAAAUUGGAGGAACCUCAGUUGGUAAUUCAUUACUUGGAAAACUUGGAUGGUCUACAUCUCUAGAAGAUGGUGAAUCUUCAAUGACUUCAUCUAUUAUUUCUCGAGAAUCUGGUACAGAUAUACGUACCCCUGGAGAUGGACCUACUUAUGAUGCUUUGAUAAAAAGUUAUCAUACCGCAGGCUAUGCAACAUCUCCAGAUCUCCAUGAAUUUUUAGCCAAAUACACACCAGAAACCAUUGUAAAGGAAGAAAAGACUAAACCCGAAAUUAAAGUUGUAGAUAACUUAGAUGAUCAAAUUGGACAGUUACCAAGAGAAAAAGGUUUAGAUGUACAAAACUAUAGUUGUUUAGACUGUGGACUUGCCGUUGGGAUGACUUUCUCAAAAGCCCAUGUCUGUGCAUUUUCUGGAAACUAUUACUGCAAUGAUUGUAUGGCUACUGAAGAGUUUUUAAUACCUUCACGAAUAAUUUAUAACUGGGAUUUAAAGCACUAUCCCGUCAGCAAAAAAGCAGCUGAAUAUUUGAACAAUUGUUCUGCUUUGUUGAACCUUAAAGUAUUGAAUCCCAAAAUUUAUACAGCAGUUGAUAGCAUGGCACAAUUACGUACAUUGAGAAUACAAUUAAAUCUUCUACGUGCUUAUUUAUUUACCUGCAGGGAACCAAUUAUUGAAUUAUUACAAAAAAAAGUUACUCCACGAGAAUAUUUGUAUGAACAUAUUCAUCAGUAUUCAGUUACUGAUCUUCUUGAUGUACCUUCAGGUGUUCUUGCUCAACAACUUCAAAAAGUUGUUGAAUUUGCUCGAAAUCAUGUGUUAAAUUGUUGGCUAUGCCGCCAAAAAGGUUUUAUUUGUGAAGUUUGCAACAAUCCUAAAGUAAUUUAUCCUUUUGACAUGGAGUCUACUUAUAGAUGCAGUGAUUGCAAUGCUGUUUUUCAUACUGACUGUUUAAAUUCUAAAAAGCCAUGCCCAAAAUGUGAGCGUAAACGUAAAAGAAUGGAUCGCCCGUUGAUUGGCGAACAAGAAUCAACAUCGUGAUAAAAUUAACAGUAUAAAAGACAAUUGAAUUUAUUGAAAUAAAUUCGUCACUUAAUUGCAAUGAUUAUUUAGAGCUUUAAUAACGUAAAUACAUUAUAUUACUGUAAUUAUGAUGUAUAAUAAAAUUUAAUUAAAUUAAUAUUUAUGUACAAAAAAAUAUAAAGUAGAUGGAAUGAUAUUUAAACUAUAUUA